AUGCACAUGGCUGGCGGCGCGGUGUUCAAGAUGCGACAUAUUCUCCUGAUUGUGGCGCAAGUUAUCUUGUUUUUCCACGUCGUGGAGUGUGCUUUAUAUCAUCCAUCAAUUUACUGGACUCCUCAGAAUCCACUGUAAGUCAUCAUUUUCAAUCUAUAGCUCAUUUACAUGGGUAAUGGUUUAAUAAGAUUACGCAAAUCAAACUUCGCGAGUAUUUUCAGUCAGUUCUUUGGUUGACUCUCCAGUAUCUCGGACAAUCCGUUUUCUCAUACUUUUGAAACCUCUCUACUUAGAUUCUUGCGGCUCUAAGCUAUUAAAUGACAUCGCUUGAUUGUAUUCCCUAUUGAAAUUGCUAAAUUUCCUAUUGUCUUGCUUACUAAUUAUGUGUUUAGUGGAGCCUUUACAGUGAAUACAAAUCGCGCACUGUUAUCAGUUCAAUCGAGCUGGAAGAAAGUUAUUACUCCCUAAACUUAUUCGCGGUUUUGUUACCUUUAAUAAUGUGUCACAAGUUACUGAUAAGGAUUUGUGGCCACAACCAUAAAGUGCAGUACGUUGUGGAGAACUACAGCCAUGCAUCGGUCUAUUUACUCGCUGAAGAGAGAAGACAGUUUCCUUUUCAACUAAAAAAGACAAUAUCAUGUAGCUUUGAACGCUCUCUUUCAUUAUGCAUAUUUGUGCAAUGAAAAGCCUUUUUACUUGCGAAACAGCUUUGAGUUAUAUUCGUUCGCUUCUGGCGUUUGUAGCUUUGUUUUGUUGCUUCAUGUCGCGUUGUUUACAUAGUCCUGUUGGGUUUGCUUCGAAAACCACUAGUGCAAAACAAUGUCAGAAGUAAAACGAAGUCUGUGCGGAAACCUUUUAUCUUUUAUGACUUUUUCUAUAUUAGCUUGGCAUGUUCAAUAACCCAACAACUGAUAACUCUCGCAACUUCGUGUGUGUAGCCUAAGCAAGUAAAAAUAUCCGGCCACUGGAAAGCUACAAGAACAACAAGUUGUAAUGAAAGACCACAUUCGUAAUAAUGAAUGUGUACACAACUAAAAGAAAGUACUUCAGAAUUGGCCAUUUGUAUUGAAUUUUCUGAUAAAUUUAAUUAGAGAAUGCCAUUGGGAUAAGCGUUGUUACCUUAGUUACACAGAGAAUUUCCAAGCGAAAACUCUUUAGAAAACUAACUGUUUGUCUAACGCGAAAUGUGAGCACUCGUUUUGCCACCAGAUUUCUGCCGUUCGAGAGGCUUUUGCGGUAUUUCGUAACACUAGUAACAAAACGAUUUCUUUAUUUGUCUAUGUGUUUGCUUAAUUUAUACCCUUCCCUCAAUAUCCUGUAACCGCUUGAUUUGAUUACUUCGUUUGCGGUAGGCUCUUCCUGAGCUAACAACAGUAAAUGACCCGUGAAUUGUUUUGGGUGACCCAACGUAAAUUAAGUUUUAUCGAAAACAAUACACCUUUCUGAUAAGCUAAGAUCCAUGUAGCGUUGAAUCAAAACAGUUUUGUGCCUUCAACCUCAGACAAAAGCGAAACUUAUGACCCCGGUUCAUGGCAAUUUUGUAGGAUAAUCCUGUUUGCACAAAAAUUAAGUAGGCCAACUCUUGGAAUUUGAAAUCCUUAUUUGUUUUUCCGUCUGGGUUGAUUCUGUCGUUUCUAAGAAUAACAUUUUGAUAAUGCGACGAAAUGAGAGAAAGGAAUCGGAUGAUGUGCAAUGUAAAUUUACAAAAACAUGUGAAAACAGUAUGUGAAACUAUUUUGACGUUUUAACCCAGCUCCUGGGGGCCAAAGUUAACCAAUGUUGAAAGCAGCACUUGAAAAGCGCAGCCUUUGAAAUGUUAUAGCUGAAAAAAAUGCUUAAAAUAUUGAAUAUUCUAUGUCACGAGCUUUUUUGAUACCCUCUGAUAUAGAUUUUUGUAAUUAAUUCUUAAAGACAGAGUGGGCCCUUUAUUUGCCAAGUGAUGAAAUGAUAUCACCGCUCAGAUAUUAACAGCUUAUUUUCGUUUGUGAGAGAGGAGAUAACACAAGUCAGCCGCUGUUGACUGUCCAGUAGUACAACUUAUACUUCAUCUGCAUUGGCAAGCGAAUAUUCGCCAUGCAAGACGGCUUGUGUUCUACUUGAGAGCAACUAAUCAGCGGAUAACACCUUUAGUGUUAAUCGUUUCCUCUCCAUUCUAUUUGCGGUGUUAUUUUGUUAAUUGAAUUCUCUUUGGCUUUUUUAGUACUUUUGGUCCUUUUGGAGAUAUAAUUGUUGUCAGUUGGCAAUUCAGGCGACUAGCGAUAUCUUUCAUUUCAUUAGAGCGUUCUGAAAUGAGUCCAAUACCUUAGAAAAGUUGAUUGAGUUGUUGCAAAGGCCACCCUUGUCCGUCAUCACGGUCAAGAAAAUUACUUUCCGGAGAUUUUAACUGGCUUGUCGGAUUUGUCCUGGCCUGUGUCUGAAAAGGUGUUAGAUGUGCUGUCCAAGAUGAAAAAGACGUGAGGUCAUCUGGCACUAGCCUCUUGCAUGCAGAGCUUUAAAUCAUAAAAAUAUCUUCACGAAACACAUUAAUACGAAGAAGAUGAAAAUGGCAGUAUAUACAAACUAGAUGAACUGAAUGAAAUGAUAUAGCUAGCCUGCCGAGCAAGCUAAAAGACGGCGUGUUUCAUUGCAAUGUAUUAAGACCUCCGGAUUUAAUAGACCUCUGGGUGUUAAAAUAGUUGUAAGGGCAGGAAUUACAUUUCUUUAGGUGUCUUUCCGUUGUAAACGUGGUAGUUUUAAUGAAUUUCUGCUAUAAUCCUUUCAUAAAUUGCGUUACUGGCUUGUUUAAUAGUUGCUGGAAUGCGCAGGACCUGACAUUGGCCUUUCACCGUCUUUAACUUUGCCUGACUUUGCAGAUUGCAAGCGAAAACAGCUAUGUAGAGAUUUGACAGAUUUAUUGCCCUAAACCAGUAAUCAUACUUAUCAUUUUUCGGUGUGAUUUUGUUUAAAAUGAAACCUGUACACUACAGCAACCACAUCGCCUACAAAUUUAAACGGCCUCAAAAUUUGUUCUUAGUGGCGAUUUCAGUUAAGAAAAAUACACUAGGUGAGCUUUUUUCCUAUUUUAUGAAAGACGAAACGAAUACCAUACAUUUUUGCCACGAUAAACUGUCAUGCAAUGGUCAGGCUAAGCUUGUAUGAAAAUAAAACAUGUCAAAGAAACUUGCGUGUACGCUCCAGCUACAGCUCUGAGAUAAAAUCAGAAAAUCAGUAUUUGAAGAUAAGGAUAGGUGUUUAUUAGCUGUUCAAGGACAUAUCCAUCGUUUGUCAAUUAACGUGUGUGUCCCAAUUUCCACGUUGUAUUCAAACUAUAGGCUAAUAAAUGCUAUUUUUGGAACGUACGGAAAAGCCAUCUGUUGUAAAUCAGGUGUCUGAAUAAUUUCACAAAUCUUUGAUUGAUCCGGCCCCAUGCAUUGUGAGAAAUUCCAAGUACGAUUAUUUUGUUUGGAACGGUUGAGUCUUCAGUUUAACCACAUGUUCAGGAUAAAAAGUGAAAUACCAAGAGUUAACAAUGUCGUUACGUUAUAGCACAGUUGUAGUAGUUCUCUUUUAGUUAUCUGAUGUUUUUUGUUAUAUUUCUUCAAUCCUCGUAGGCAGAACAGACUUACUUUUUAUACAUAAAGUAAUAUCAGGACGUGAAGAAAAACAUACUUACGCUUUCAUGAAGUAAUAUCAUCAAGAUAAUAAAAUCCAAUAAAGUUUGUUUUUAUUACAAAGGAAUAUCUUAUUAAUAUUCGACUAGCGGCAAAUCACAAGUUAUAAAAGAUGCUGUGUUGACUGACUUUUUUGUGAUUCCGAAGGCGAUAAUGUCAAAAGAAAAAUAUUGGAGAUCCGCUCUUUUCUUUUUCUGGAAGCUGAAAAGUAAUAUUGUUAUAAGAACCACACAAUUCCUUCCUUAAAGGCGUCUAUUCCGGUAGAAGCUUCCAGUAGAAGUUGAUUCGCGGUUGUUUGGACAUGAAAUUCAAACGUAGGUAAGUCCAACGUCAUAGGCAAUAAAAGGACCCUGAAAAUCAUUGAUAUACGAUAGUGAAGUCAUUUGAAACAUUGGAACAUCACAGCUUUUUGCUUACGUCUUUAACUCAUUAGGAGACGCAAAAGAUAAUUUGAUUUUAUAAGGACUGAUUUACAGCAGUUUCCUCCUUUUAUACGCGGCGACAAGUGCUUUUUUAAUUUGCCUCCGACAGAAGCAAUGCAGAAGCAAUUCCUUGUUACGUUUUCAAAGCUACAAGCGGAUGUAAAUUAACUUGUCACAAUGUCAGUAACGUUUUGGCAUAUUUCAAACGAAAAACAUUGCUUUCAGUAAUUUGCCUAUCAAGAAGGUCCAUUUAAAUUCCUUCAGAAAAACAACAAGACCGCCAUACGGAAGUAGUUUACAUAUUAACAACUUCAAUCACGCCCCAAAAUCCAUGCGUGAGUUUGAAAACGUACCCCCAGGACUGUUGUUUCGACGCGUUCGAACUCAUGCGGAGUUAGACAAAUCGUCAACGAAACGAUACAGUAAUUAAUACACACCUACAUAAUUUUGUCUGUAAAUUUGUAAAAAACACUCUCGCAGACUGGCACAUAUGGUUUAAUAGUUAGUUUAACAAAGGGGGAUUUGAUAUUGCAGACGGAAGAGAACUAAGGAGAACACUGGCGCUGCCUCUUCUUACCUCACGUGAUAGCCGAGGUUUUCAACCAUAAGCAUCCAUAUUACUGGAAGAUAUUCUCAGCCAUACUUUUUAUCGAGUCAUAUCACCCGGUGCCUUUAUUUUACACAAACUUCGACAGGCUUAAUAACUUGUCGACAUAAGUAUAGAAUGCAUCAAAGUUCCUCUAAUCUUGAUUAAUUUUGCAAUACAAAUUUCAUUAAAUCUGUUUAUGGAACAAACAUGCAUGGAAUUGUUCAGUGGUGUUUUGCGUGGUAUUUUUUCACCGCAAGCAUAACAGUGCGAUGCGUAAAUAAAAAGUUUAAAGAAGGUGGAGUUGUGUCUACUAAGCAACGACUAAAAAAACCCGCAACGGACAUUUAAUCUACUGCGCCCUUUCUAGGCCAAGAGCGAUGAAGAUUCAGGGCCAGUUUAGCCUGCAGUGUUUAGCAAAACUGCUUCUUCUAAGCCAUUGCAGUUUGCCGAACGCUUUAAUGUAAACGCCAUUUAUCGUGAACAGUUUCAUGAAAGCAUAUGGCGUAUUCUAGAAAAGCAUCUAUUUUCUUAAAAUGACCCAGUAACGAGGAGGUCUGGAGGUCCAAAGAUUUACUAAACCGUAAAUAACCGACCCUCACAGUCUUAGUAGACAAGCAUCGUGUCUUUUUUAAUUGAGCCAUUGAAAAGUUUUUUUUUACUUUUUCUCAGAUAGAGGCGGGAGUGAGGAGAAGUGAUAUUGACAAUAAGAAAGAGAGGGUUUUCGCUUAACACAGAUGUUCUCUGCUUGGAGUAUUUGCUUUAACGCAGAUUUUUUAUACCACACAUAUUCAAGACGGCAUAAAAUUAAUCCUUGUCCCCACUAGAACUACAACCGAAUCGGAAAUGGGGGGCUUUCGUGGCCAUAUGGGCUUCGUCAAAGACCCUUUUAGCCCCUGUUAAUUCACACAAGACUUCAAAAAGUCUUUGUCUGGUACCACUAUUUUCUUUUUUUGUCAGACUUGUAUGGUUUAUUUAUUUGAUUACAGUACUUCCGUGAGCGCCAUAUUUUAUUUUUUUAGUGUCGCACUAAUUUGACAAUGGCAGAAUUCAUUACCUUCCGUUCGAAAAAGUUAAGUCAGGUGUAAAGUAAAAAAAUCAAAGUUAUUUUUGUAUUGUUAUUAUGUUCACUUUCCAGCUUUUCCUUACUCUUUUGGCAGGAAUUAUUCUCGCUUUCUCCAAUGCUUUAACCCUGUCCCUUCGACCUUGAGACAAGCCCUAAAGCUUGUCUAUUCAUUGUCAAAAAUCGCGUGUCCAAAGCGGUGCGUGCAUGCCUGGUCGGUUGAUGUUUUCGUCGGCUUUGGUUAAGAGUUAUUUCCACUCGUUUCCGAAAGUACUUAAGAUUUCUUCGUCGUAUUGUUAGCUUUUCCAUUAAUAUUGUUAGUCAAAGCUUCGCCCGUGCCAAUUCUUUGUUCAUGGCAGAUUUCCUGUUUAUUACAAAGUGUCAGAGGACCCUCAAGAGAUCUUGUUUGUAGAGAUUUAAAUGUGUUGUUGCAGACUGAAGUUGGGAUCACGUUGAACUAAAAAUUAAAAAUUAAAAUACGGAUAUGAUACCAAGCGUAGUCUUUAUGAGAAAAGUGUUUUGUCUGUCUUAAUUUAAUUUGCCCAUUUGUUCAAGUCUUUAAAUAUGUCUAAAAUUGUCUGGUAGCGUACUGACGUGACCUGUAGAAACGCUUCACACUUUUAAAAAGCCCUUGACCUAGACCUAAGUCCCUGCGCACUUUGGGUUCUUGUGUGACCAGCGAGGCAUGUUAUUACACUGCUGAAUUGUCUUGACGCAAAUUUCAGGCUUCGUUCACAGGGCACUGGACGGAUUUUCUAUCGGCUGAAAAAUUUGGCGAGUUGCUUGGUUCACACUGAACUGUUCAUUAUUUAUAUAUUUUCGAACAGGUUGAAUUUUAACUUUUGUUAGAGGCUUCACUAUCGGCCCAUGCACAGAGCGCUAGUUAUUUACGCAAAUCCAAUCAUGGCGCCUCCCAGCUGACUUAUCACGCAUCCAUGCAACCACGCCUGCUGUAGAAAAAUUAAGAAGGUCGUGGUGUUCGCGCAUUGCUUUGGUCAAAUUUUCGACUGUAUCAGCUUAAAAUAUGUCCUCAAUUUUGGCUUUCAAAUUUCGUACGCUUAAGGUGAUUCCGUGUGUGAACGGAACACCUACACCCUGUCGGAAUUAUAAUUCGUCCGGUGUGCCAUGUGAACAUAGCUUCAAUGUAUAUUGCUCGACUAAAUCAUAGCAAUUAGUCGAACCCUGGAAGGAAAGCAGUUUUUUUGCGGAUAAGCUGAUUACGUUACUUCGGUUUGAAAGCCUAUUUGUUUUAGUUAUACCGUAAAAUUCCGAAAAUAAGCCCUUCAUGUAUAUGUAUAAGCCCCUCCAAAUAAAAGCCCCCCAAACUCGUAACGCAAAAAAACCUCCGUUAAAUCGCCCCUCCCAAUAUAAACCCUCGGGGGCUUGCACUUGGAAAUUGCCCUCAAAUACAAAGUGAUAAAACAAAGCAAAAUCGGUACGGUAACAUAUAAAUUUUUCUAUUUUCCAAAUAACUUACUAUCACUUGUACCAAAUAAUUGCCCUUCGUACAUAAGCCCCUCCGAAAGCCCUGGGACUUAUUUUCGGAAUUUUACGAUAUGUCAUUUAUGUCACUCUCGCCCUGUGACAAGCAGAACUGAUCCAUUGCUGAAGUUAUUUAAUUUCUUGUCCUUUCAGGUUUGAUCGAAAUGAUAGCGUUCUUUACGUACUUCCUUUGUCCAGAGUUCAGGUUGUGUGCCCAAAUCCAUCAACUGUUAUGAAAAAAGUGAAAGUAGACAGCACUGAAAAGGAAUACCAGAACCUAUGGAUCGUCUCACGCGAAAGCUAUGAGCGCUGUAGCACUGACAAGAGCCAAGGGAGUAAACUGCUUUUGCGAUGCGACACUCCCUUGUCACUGAAGUACCUCACAUUAUUGUUUCAGAGAUAUAGUGCUGUUUACGAUUUUGGCUACAUUCCUGGGCAAGAGUAUUACUUCAUUGGUAUGUUGAUUUAGUCCAUAGUUAGCCUGCGUAGCAAGCGUUUCCUUUUUUGUUUUUUUUGCUCCCGCUCUAACUUUCGCACAGUAACUCGAUUGGAAACGCUUGCUACGCAGGCUAGUCCAUAGUUCUUGAUACGUGCUGUCGCGUAGCACACAAUUUACGCUACCGUAAAUCAGGCAACAAAAAUGUGCAACUUGUUUUGAAGCAUUGCUGCAAAACUAGUUGGAAAACGAUAUUGCGUGUUUUGCCACCCACGUUCAAACCUGUCUUGCAUGAACAAAUCAGGUUGCUGCAAGUUGCGUGAAUACUCACUUCUGAUUGGAUAAAAGUACGCGGGAAUCACGCCAGGCCGGGACUUACGUCACUUGCUGCAAAACAAGUUUGCCUCGGGCGGGUAGAACGCGCAACGUGUAAACAUUUUGUUGCAAAAAGUAGAACUACUCUCUACUUUCUGCAAAAAUUUUUCGCAACCUGCAACAGCCUGAUUUGUUGCAAGACAGAUUUGAACGUGGGUGUUAAAAUGAGGAGCAACAUCGUUUUCUUCUCGUUGCAUGUAUUUGCGGCCCGUUUGACCGUACCUUAAAAUGUCAGCUGUCUCUUCGCCCCACCCCACACCCCAACGGGGGGUCACAAAAUCAAAAGACAUCUUGUGUUCUCUCACCGGUGCGUUCUAUUUGAUUGAUAAAUAGAGAGCUUAGAUUUGAGGACGGGAACGAGUACCAGAUUUGCUUAAAGUUUUAGUGCGCGUUCUAAAAAACGACACCCCGGAAAGCUUCAUUCUACUUUUUUCACCAAAACAGUUAGUAUGGUUAUUUAUACUGAACGAGGUUAAGCCCUUUCCCGAUGGCAAAAUGCCACUACGACAUUCUCGCUAAAAGUCGUAGUAGAAUGACGAUGGCUAUCACGUUUUCCCGCCAAAAUGACGCUGAUUCACGCUUGAGCUAUACACAGUAUUGAGAAAAUCUCGUACUCGUAGUCGUCUUCCUCUCAGAAUCUAAAGCUCUCUAAUGAGAUUCAAGUGCUAUCAUUGCCUAGUCGCUAGUCCUGAUUAUUACGCGGGGCUUAUGCGUUUCGGGUCACGUGGUCCGAGCGAUUCGCUGGGUCACGGAUACGUCAUCCGAAUGCAUUGACCUAGAAGGCCCAGGAAGACGACGUACAGGGACUAGGCAAGUACUGUAGCAUUCAACAACAUUUUGCAAUGAGCGAUGCGGAAAAUGUGAAUGCAAUCUUUCCUUUGGUUUUUUGCCUGGAAUAAAAUGUUUUGUUAUUAUGUGAUGUAUGUUAUGUGAAGUUGCCUUUUUGUGUAAGAUUGCUUAAAUUGAUUUUAAUCUGAUUAAAUUUCAGCAACCUCGGAUGGUUCUCAAGAAUCACUUGAUAGACCCUCAGGAGGAAAUUGCCAACAUAGGAAUAUGAAACUACGAAUAUUUGUGUGUCUCAACAAGAAAGGUUAGAAAUAUUUUAAAAUGUAUGACGGUGUAGGCAUUCAGUAAACUUAGUGAACAUUCGUAUUUCCGCUUGUUGAUUCCGAAUCAAAUUGGACUAAAGAAGGAUUCAAUUUUCAAGAAAAUAACAGUCCUUCGUGGAGUGAUUUGUCGGGCUUGCGUCUUUCCUAACUUUAGUAAUAUCCGUUGUUGAUCGAAUAACUCUUCUGUCUUUCGUGGAAAAGUCAUUCACGAUUAGAGAGAAAUCUAGAAUCACGUUUACGGCAAAUGGCAAAUUGUUCGCUGCUUUUUGUUAAAUAUUCAUUGUAUUUGCACAGCAUGUCAGGUUUCGAUAGGUUCAUCCACAAAUGUCAUUUUGCACAUUUUCGUUAUUUUUUUUACUUCCUAUUUGAGAAAGUGUCCAUGUAAGUCUAACUUCUGCCGCUUGUUGUCAGCGUAAAUAAAUUGGACGAGGUUGAGCGAAAUAUCGUGAUUUGUCAUUGGCGAGCAGAUCAAUUAUUUGCCGAAGCCGAAUGUCGUGGAUGAGACAAGAGGACAACAGGACGUGCCCUCUUUACACAUUAACAUGCUGGGACGUCAGCAUACAGGGCGCCAGUAGCUCUCUUCUCUCUCGCUUUAAAAAGCCGUCGACGGUCGUUAGAUUGGUAUGACUCAAUGAUAAUAAACUGUUUAUAUAGUAAUUAGUUAAUUCUCUGAUUUUUUUAUUGUUUUCCUCAAGACCCCCGUUGCAAUCCGCAAACAACAACGACAGCGACAAGAGCAACAACUACAGCAACAGCAACAACAACAAUAACAACAACAACAAAACCACGCGUCACAAAUGCAACGUCAGCGAAAGCAAGAACAAAAGUUAUAAGUACUGACACAGAUAUUCAAGCAGCGAUCCUAUCUACAAAUGCGGGAUCCACCACUGUUCUUACCACAAACUCAACUUUACUCGCGCCUCUCGCGGAGGUCGGUAGGCCAUCAAGUUUACCAACAAGAAAAUUUAGUUCAAGCGCCAUUUCUUCUUCAUUUUCUUCGACGUCUACAAAAACAGUGACGCCACCAGUUCUGGCACGUGCUAGUUCAGGCGAUCAAGGCACAUCUGGACAUAAGCGUGUGCUAGGUGCAGGUAAAGCCGAUUCGGGUUAUUUUCCUUUCCACCGUAGAGUUAUUCUCCCUUGGGGCCACAAUGUAAAUUACUGUGUCCACCCUCUCGUAUUUGUAUUGCCAAGUACAGUCGAACCCCGCGUUAUGGACACUCGCUUAAUACGGACACCUCAUUAUUACGGACACUUUUCUUUGUCCCUGGGGAAAGAAAGUCCUUACAUUUUCUCUAAAUUCAACCCGCUUAAUACGGACACCUCGUUAUUGCAGGCAUGCAGUGUUUUCCUUGUCCCUGGGGAAAGAAAGUCCUUACAUUUUCUGUAAAUUCAACCCGCUUAAUACGGACACCUCGUUAUUGCAGGCAUGCAGUGUUUUGCUUGUCCCUGGGGAAAGAAAGUCCUUACAUUUUCUCUUAAUUCAACCCGCUUAAUACGGACACCCAUUAAUGAGGACAACGGACACUUGUUUCUUGCCCAGUCAACAGAUUCUCAUAGAAGGUCAACCUUGCUAAUGCGGACACUUCAUUAUCAAAUCCUUUGCUGUAACAGUUCUUUCCUUUCUGAAGGAAAAAAAUCCUUCUGUUUACAGCAUUUCGAUAUUCCCAGCGCUACAGUACACCGGAUAGUCUUCAAAUUGUGGCUAUUUUGGCAUCCUUCAAGUUACGCAGAGAACGGUUUUGAUUAAGAAAUAUAUAGAUGAGCGAUUUUUGAGUGUUUCUGUGGAUUUAGUCCGCGGAAUAACGGCUUUGUGAAGGUUAGAGAUGUUACAUUUGACGAUGUUAAGGUCCUUUUUUAUUCCCUUUAUAGUAUUUUGUACUAAUAAGAGGUGUCUUUUCGACUUUAAUAACAUGACCUGCUUAAUACCGACGCCCUCAGCUGUGUCUGUAUUAACAGGGUUUGACUGUGGGUGCUGUCCUUGGUGGUAAUGAGGUUGGUGGCCAUAUCAAUAUGCACCUACACUAUUGCUUUUAUCGGUUUGAUUUUCAUUAAUGUCCUCGCACCCAACUUUGAAGCACAAAGGGCUCGGAGAUGAAGAAAGUUUCAACAAUUGCGACCUAGAUUGCGGUACAAUUUGAAGGGUUUGGCUGAUUUCUUUUUUUUUGUAUGUGCGGUAAACUUCUACAAAAAGCCUUCCUCAAUUAAAACAUCUCUUUUUAAUUCCAUAUCUUUUUAAUAUUUCCACAGUUUCGGAGAUGAACUGGAUCAUUAUUGUUCCUUUAAUGGCCUGUCUUCUCCUGUCUCUUAUUGGAAACAUCAUCUUAGUUUGUCGCUUGCGAGUUCGACAAAACGAGUACUGUGUAACCGAAAAAUGCAAUGCAAUAGUGGAAGCUGCGCCUGUUAAACAUUUAGAAUCUCCAAAAAUACAAACCAGAGUGGAAAAAGCUCUACUGUUAUUCAGAAGAUCCGCGGAUGUUUCGGAGGUUUAA
Molecule: messenger RNA, 11615 nt
Organism: Porites evermanni
Lineage: Eukaryota; Metazoa; Cnidaria; Anthozoa; Scleractinia; Poritidae
Source: the annotation of a GenBank genome assembly